This is a messenger RNA of Cryptomeria japonica (Japanese cedar), 6587 nucleotides long. RefSeq lists its product as uncharacterized. Bases 740 to 6079 code for a protein of 1779 amino acids. The record is from RefSeq and is a predicted model, not a curated record. The transcript has 13 exons. Lineage: Eukaryota; Viridiplantae; Streptophyta; Pinopsida; Cupressales; Cupressaceae.
CUCACUAUCACUGCACUUAUUUUUUCUGCAUAUACUGCAGGUGGGUCCAAAUGUUUUCCAGUUCAAAGCUGUCAUUCAGACAAACCCAACUACUGGGUCAAUUCCGGGGAUACUCUCUUGCGGAGAUAUAUACAAUGUAUAUAUAUCUAUAUGUAUUUUAAUGGAUAGGACAUGUCCAACCUGUCCGCGCAUGUUACAUGUCCUAGAUACUAGUAUAUCACCGGCCGCUUAGAUAGCAAAUAUAAGUAAAAGGUCAUUUUCCUGCAGCCUGGGGAGUGACGUUCAUGUUGUGGACCAGGCAAGGAAAAACAUCACAAUUGUUGGGAAAGAACAGUAUUCAGACUUGCUUUUAGAAAGAUGGUUUUGGUAUCUGGGGACCCAAUGAUUGCAUCCAUGGCCGAAUCAGUUUGCCUAUCAGAUUAUUAGUAUGGCAGGAGAUAAACUGAACCAAGCAAGAGAGAUGGAGAAUUGAUGUCCAAGAGAGCCUAGUCUAUAUGAAAAAACUCAUUAAGCGAGGGGUGAACAUUUUGGGUUCUGAAGACCUCAUGAUAGGCAUUGUUGUUGCUCUUCCACUGAGAUACCAGUCCUUAACAGGCUCUGGCUUUGCUAGAGUGUGACCGAGUGAGGGUUGAGCAUUUUGGCUUCUGAAGAUCUCCUCGUUAACAGUGUUGGUGCUCUACCACCGAGGUACCAGUCAUCCACAAGUUCUAGUGUUGUUUGAACCUCCAACAAUAUCGAGAUGGAAGGAAAACACAUUGCCAAUCAUCCUCAUCAGCACGAGCAGCAGCAGCCGAAAGGGAUGGAAACUAGUCAUAACAAUGAUCCUCAUGAUAAAUGGGUUUGCCGGUGGUGUGGAUGGACAUACCCUAACGCGCAUCCGAGUGCAAAGCAUAGGAGGAACCACAAGAAGCAUUGUGGCAAGAUAGAGGGUUUCAAGGUGAUUGAUACAGCAAAAAAGGAACUAAAAGGUGGUUCCUCAGAUGAUGAUUUAUCAGAAGAUGAACAUAUGUCAACAGUGAACAACAAGAUGGAAGGAGAACAUAACACCGAUCAUCAACACGAGCAGCAGCAGCCGAAAGGGAUGGAAACUAGUCAUAACAAUGAUCCUCAUGAUAAAUGGGUUUGCCGGCGGUGUGGAUGGACAUACCCUAAUGCGCAUCCGAGUGCAAAGCAUAGGAGGAACCACAAGAAGCUUUGUGGCAAGAUAGAGGGUUUCAAGGUGAUUGACACAGCAAACAAGGAACUAAAAGGUGGUUCCUCAGAUGAUGAUUUAUCAGAAGAUGAACAUAUGUCAACAGUGAACAACAAGAUGGAAGGAGAACAUUACACCGAUCUUCAACACCAGCACGAGCACCUGGUGCAACCAGCAGGAAUCAAAACCCAUCAUACAAAAGAUGAUCAACAUGAAUAUAUUUGCCACCAGUGUGGAUGGAAAUACCCAAAUCCGUAUCCAGGUCCUAAGCAUAGGAGGAAUCACAGAAAGCAUUGUGGCAAGAUAGAGGGCUUCAAGUUGAUCACUUCAGAAGACAGAGAAACACAAGGUGGUUCAUCAGAUGAAGUAUCAUCAGAUGAUGAACAUAAGUCAAUAGAGCACGUUGAGAUGGAAGGAAAACACAUCAGUAGUCAUCAUCUUGAGCGUGAGCAGAAGCAGCAUGUGCCAGCAGGGAUUGAAACUCAUCAAACAAAAGAUCCCGGUGAUGUAUGCACUUGCCACCGGUGUGGGUGGAGAUACCCUAAUGCACAUCCAAGUGCCAAGCAUAGGAGGAACCACAAGAAGCAUUGUGGGAAGAUAGAGGGCUUCGAGCUGAUUAGUUCAGGAGACAGAGAUACACAUGGGGGCUCUUCAGAGGAGUUGUCAGACGAUCAGCACAAGUCAAUAGAUCAUGAGAAUCUUGAUUCUCAGAAAGACAAUAGUACUAUCCCUCAAACACGUGCAUCUGCGCCAAAACCAGACAACAAUUCUAGCAAUCUGGAGGUAAGUUCAAGUGAAGCCAAUGUUGGAAAAGCUGGCCAGAAAAUGGACGCUUCUGAUAAUGCAACAUUACAUUCAUCUCAGAUCAUUGGUCCAGAUGCAAAAGUGAGCAAUUUAAGCUCAUUGCAUGAAAGUGCAAAGGAAGUUUCAGAGGCAGCUACUGGCACAAUUACAGGGCUUGGAUUGCAUGGACAGAUUGUAUCUGGGACAACUGAACUGCCAAAGAAUUCUACAGGACAUGAUAUAUUGAGCUUCAAACAUGAGUCGACCUCAAUUUUCAAGGAGGUACUAAAUAGAGACAACAACCAAGAUGCCAGUGGACCUGUUGAGCAUCAAGAGUUCACAGUUAAAGGCCAUCAUGACUAUGCUGAUUUGAAAAUUCCAAACAGCAAAAUAGAUGGUAGAGUUUUGCCUCUGCUAGGAGAGUCAAUUCCAUCUGUUGUUCAACCCCAUCCAGGCUCUGAUGAUAUAGGUGGUUGUGAUUUGCAAAUCAUUAAUGAACCAGUGAAAGAUGACCCUAGAGUUUCCAAAAAGCAGCCGCAUAUUCCUAAGGAUGUUAAAAUAUCAUUUGCAAAAGUACAGGAUCCAGGUAAAAUUGAACUUGGCAAGUCAGCUACUACAACACAAGCUCCAAUACAUCAUAGCAAGGGAAUCGGUUCAAGGAAAGUUGGAAUUGCAUCAAUUCUCUCCUUUAAGGAAGCAAAUUCUGAUGACUUGAAUGACAAUUCUUCUUCAGUUGAGGAAUCUCGAGCGUCUGCUGGAAAAAUAAUCUAUAAGCUGGCUCAGAUCAAUCAUCAAGUUUCUGACGGCAAAACACAAGAUGUUUCCAUUUCUGAAAUGAAAGAACAAGAGAUGCAAAAUGAUAUGAAGAUUACUUCCGAUUGCAGUAAAGGCUUGAGUUCAAUUCUCUUUUCAGGAGCUCACAGCCAGAAAGAAAACCCUCAAUCAUGUACACUGGAACCACAAAUAGAGAAGUUGCUUCAAUCUUCAGCUAUCACAAUUGACUCAUCUGUAACUAAUCUUGAUCUUGAAGGGACAGGAGGUGUGGCCCAUCAUCCAGAAGCAAAUAGCACCGUGGCAGAAGGUAUCUCUAAACCUGAAGUUUAUACUGAAUCCAAAAAUGCUUCUCCUAUCAAUGGGGAUUCUGGGAGUUGCAGAGAAAGGGAAAAGCCUCAAACUUUUUAUAAUAUAAAUUCAGAUAAGAUGUUGUCCCUCGAAACAAAUGACACCUUAAUAGCAAGUGGCUUGGUUAAACAGGAUACACUAAAGGAAACAGAAGUCCCCUGUUCUAAAGACAUUGAUAAAACGUCAGGUCAGAAGAAUGAUUUGCAGGCUUCAAGCAAGGUAGUUAUUGCUGUUCAAGAUAUGAGCUUUGUAGAUGGAUGCUUAACAGAAUCUUCAGAAGCAGCUAAAAAGCAAGAAGUUGAACACAGUGCUUGCGUAGUCUCGAAUUUGAUUGACCAUGAUAAGAAUGAUUUUGAUCGAGACUAUAAAAAGGAAGAUUCUACAAAACAAAAGAGCAUACUUUCAGAUAUGGAUGUAUUCAAACAUGAAGUUGAAAGCAGUGCCUGCAUAUUCUCGAGUAUAGACCAUGAUAAGAAUGUUUUUGAUCCUGACUGUAAAAAAGAAGAUUCUAGAGAACAAAAGAGCACACUUUCAGAUAUGGACGUAUUCAAACAUGAUGAUGCUAAUGAAAUUGCACAGGAAAAGUUGAAUAAAACACCUGCCGGUGAAGUAGUAGUUGAUGAGAAACGUGCAGCACCAGAAUUUCAUCUGUCAGAAAGUGUGGAUUACUCUCAAGAAGAAAACACUGUAGAACAAAAUAUCUUAGUAAAACUUGAAGAUCAUGUUGAGUCUAUGGACAUUUCUCCUCUCAUCUGUGGGGAUACCGACAAGUUUAGAGAUGAAGAGAAGCCUGAAAGUUUUCAUCAUAAAUUUUCUGAUGGUAUGUUACACCUUGAAGAAGACAAAGAGAAAGUAAUAGAAGAUGCCUUGUUUAAACAGAAGCCAGUAAAGGAAACCUGCUCUAAAGCUGUUGAGACAACCUCAUGUGAGAAGCAAGAUGGACAGGAUUCAAGUAUGGUUUUUCCUGAUCCAGGAAUCAGUUGUACAGAUAACCCUCCAACAGAAAAUUCAAAUGCAGGGGAAAGGGAAGAAGUCAAAUACCGUGCCUUAAGCUCAAGUACAAUUGAAUGUGGGAUGACUGAUUGCAGUCCAGAUUGCAAAGUACAGAAUUCUACUCAAGGUGAUAUCACAUUGUCAGAGAGGGGCAUGCAUGAUGAUACUAAAGUAAUUGCAGUGGAAACACUGCCUAAAAUAAACAUAAAUGAAGCCAUUAGUGAAAACUCUGCAUUAGAAUCUCAUCAGCCGAAGGACAUGGUCGAUACUGAUGAAGAAAAAAGCACUGUAGAACAAACUAUAUCUGUCAAACAUGGAGAUUAUAUUGAAUCUAAACACAUGUCUCCUAGCAAUGAUCUUUCUGACAGUCAUAGAGAUGAAAGCUCUUCAAAUUCCAAUAUUGGAAAUACUGAAGAUAUUUUACAGCCUGAAGCAGAUAAAAGUAUGAUAACAGGAUCUGAUUUAUCUAAGCAUGCAUUUUUAGAUGAAGCAAAGGUACCUUACUCUAAAGGCGUUGAAAGAGACAUAGAUCAGAAGCUAGAUUUACAAACUUCAAGUGAACUCGUUAUUCCUGAUCACAGAAUGAGUUUAGCAGGCAGCUGUCUGGUAGAAGACACAAAAUCAGGGCAAAUGCUGUCAGCAGAAUGCAGUGGCUUUACAAAAAUGAGUAUAAUUGAAAGUGACUUGAGAGAUGGUGAUCCAGGUUGCAAGAGCAAAAGUUCAAUACAAGGAAAUACUGUACUGCCAGAUGUGGACAUGGAUGGAGACAUAGAUAGCAAUAUAAGGCCACAGGAAAAAUUUCCUAAAUCAUCUGCCAAUGAUGUUGAUCAAGAAUCUGCAGCCUUAGAAUCUGUUCAGUCAAAAACAAGAGAUACUGAUUCAAGAUUGCAAGGUGAUGAUCAUAUAGAUUUAAAGGCUGAAAUCCGAAGGGAAGGAGCAGACUGUGAAGGCAAUGAAAAGGGACCAGAGCAAUCUGUAAUAGAACAAAUUGAGCAACUUCAAGCAGACAGAGUUUUUGUUGAUAAAUCUUGUUCUCCAACAAAGGCAUCUUCGCAUUUAAAUGGCAGCAUAGAUAAUCUGGAGAAUUCAUCUAGAGAGUCCAUAGAUGGUGUUCACGGAGACAAAAGUAAGUUGAUGAAAAAUUGUGAGCCAGCACUCUGGGAACAAUUGCUAGAAACCAAUGUGAACAAGUCAAUAAAUCAGGAGACCAACCAAGGCCAUGGAAAUGCUGGAACCUCUCCUGGAAAUCCAUUCAUUUAUGAAAAUAAGCUCUCGAACAAAGAAGAUGUACCUGAAACUUUAGCUAUUGAGGGAAGACAUGGAUUGAUAUCGGAGCAGCUUGAAAAUAUGUUUGCAGUGGCAGAGAGUAUGCCUUCUACAACCAAUAAUAGAGUUGAGCAAGAUCCAGUCAUUAAUACUGGAAAUGAAGGGGGUGGUGAUAUGAAAGCUAUUCAUUCAAAAGAGAAGACUCCUGAAACAUCUUUGAUGGCUCCGGAAGAUUUGUUUGAAGCUCCUUCUUUCAUGACUUUGGUUGAGUCAGGCAAUUAUUCUGGGCAACAGCUUAGUCAUAAUGAAAUCCAGCCGAAAGUUAAAGAAAGUAAUGGUGAGUUGAGUGCAGAUGCAGAGAUGGCAUCUGGAACACACGAAAGAUUUCAUACACCUUUGAGGAGCCUUUUAGCAGAAGAGAAUCUUCGAGGAACUCAAGAAUAUUCUAAACCAGAUCCUGUACUCGUCUUUCAACCUCAAACAUCUUCUCAAAACAAAAUUCAGGUGGUGCAAACAUCAACUGUAGAAGUGAGUGAUCAAACUGGUACAUCAUCUCAAAAACUAACACUUCCACUAAAGGAUAUCAACUCCUCUUCAAAGAAAUUGGCAGAAAAAGUAUGGAACUCUCCAGCAAGAUUACCGAGUCUGAAGAUUGAGAAACAAAAAGUCAGCAAAGUUAAAUCAGCCUGGACCAUGUGUUUAUGUGGUUGUGAUACCAAAUGAUCCCCUCCAGUUUAUAGCAUAAUCUAUUGCAAAAUAGCUUGACCAGUAGCUAACUUGCAAUGAGAAAUUAGAAGUUAGUUUGGUGCUACUCAACACUUCCAAGCAAAAUGACGCUUUUCAGUGCAUUCGCUACAAUUUGCAGUAAUUUCCCUGUUGAAUCUUCACUGGUAAAGGGCAAAUAAUAUUGUAAAAGUGACUGUUAGGAUGUAGAUGGCAUGUUGCAGGAUGUAAAUAGUGUAUCUUUUGUCUCUAAUUGUUUCUAUCCAUAUUUCUUGUCCCAUGUGGUGAUCUUUAAAUUUUUUUGAUUGUAAAUUGCAAUUUGUUGAACAUUAGAAUCUGAGGGUGUAUGAGAGCCUUUGAACACCAGCAUUCCUAAUUUCAUAUUAAGGCUGUCAUGCAAUGUCAUAAUCACAUGUAUAUUUAGUUGCCUUUUCCAAAAUUAACUUUGACGAUGUAUGGCAUUCUCUAUUACAAUAUAUUUUUAGUAUAACUGUGUAUAUUGAAGAGA